CUCAUCAUUCAUUUAUUCACAAUUCAACCAAAAAUAUCUCCAACUUUUAUCUCUCUUUUAGUUUCCCAAAAACAAAAAGUUUACCUUUUUAGGUUUCUCUACAGUCUCCACGCGUUUCUUCUUCUCUCUGUACGCGUUUUUAUCAGUUUCCAUAUCUAAGGAGGAGGUGAAGAUCGAUGUCAAAUCUGUUAGCCAUCGUCGUCGGAUUCGUAAUCGUAAUUGGUUAUUUGGGUAUUUUGGUAAAUGGGUUGGGUGUGAAUUGGGGAACAAUGGCUACACAUAAGCUGCCUCCAAAGACAGUGGUUCAGAUGCUUAAGGACAAUAACAUCAACAAGGUUAAGCUUUUUGACGCAGACGAGACAACCAUGGGUGCACUCGCUGGCUCGGGUCUUGAAGUGAUGGUUGCUAUUCCCAAUGAUCAGCUUAAGGUUAUGACCAGUUAUGACCGAGCCAAAGAUUGGGUUCGUAAGAAUGUCACUCGUUAUAACUUCGAUGGUGGUGUCAAUAUCACGUUUGUAGCUGUUGGGAAUGAGCCAUUCCUCAAAUCAUACAAUGGAUCGUUCAUUAACCUCACAUUUCCUGCACUUGCGAACAUUCAAAACGCUCUAAAUGAAGCUGGACUAGGAAACUCAGUCAAAGCAACAGUCCCUUUAAACGCGGAUGUAUACGAUUCACCAGCAAGCAACCCUGUUCCAUCUGCAGGAAGAUUCCGUCCCGAUAUCAUUGGUCAAAUGACUCAAAUUGUUGACUUUCUUGGCAAGAACAAUGCUCCCAUCACAAUAAACAUCUACCCUUUCUUAAGUCUCUAUGGGAAUGAUGACUUCCCACUCAAUUACGCCUUUUUCGAUGGGGCUCAACCGAUAAAUGACAACGGUAUUGAUUACACAAAUGUUUUUGAUGCCAAUUUCGACACUUUGGUGUCGUCUUUGAAAGCUGUUGGUCAUGGCGAUAUGCCAAUAAUCGUUGGAGAAGUCGGUUGGCCAACCGAGGGUGACAAACACGCGAAUUCCGGCAAUGCUUACAGAUUCUACAACGGGCUUUUACCGAGGCUUGGAACAAACAAAGGCACUCCAUUGAGACCGACCUACAUUGAGGUAUACUUGUUCGGAUUACUCGAUGAGGAUGCGAAAAGUAUAGCACCGGGACCGUUUGAACGGCAUUGGGGAAUAUUUAAAUUCGACGGGCAACCAAAGUUUCCUAUAGAUCUGUCAGGUCAAGGGCAGAACAAGUUGUUGAUUGGUGCACAAAACGUGCCGUAUCUACCCAACAAGUGGUGUACGUUUAAUCCAGAAGCCAAAGAUUUGACAAAACUGGCGGCUAACAUAGAUUUCGCCUGCACUUUCUCGGAUUGCACAGCGCUUGGUUAUGGAUCUUCGUGCAAUACACUUGAUGCCAAUGGGAAUGCGUCGUAUGCGUUUAACAUGUAUUUUCAAGUGAAGAAUCAAGAUGAAAGUGCUUGUUUCUUCCAAGAACCGAAGGCGGCGACUGCUGAAGUGGUAAAGAUGGAUCUGUUUGAGGACGACGAUGAGUUCGAGGAAUUUGAAAUCAACGAAGAUUGGUUGGAGAAAGAAGAAGUCAAGGAAGUUAGCCAGCAGUGGGAAGAUGAUUGGGAUGAUGAUGAUGUCAAUGACGACUUCUCGCGUCAGUUAAGGAAGGAGCUUGAGAAUGGUAGUGAGAAGAAAUGAGGUGGAACAUUAUGAAAAGCAGGUUUUCACAUUCAGGAAAUCUUGGUUUUCUUGUAUGAUCUGGAACUUUGUUUGAAUUGCGUCCUUUGUAUUUUUUUGUUUUUGUUUUUCUUUGCACAUUUUACUCUUCCUUGGAUGCAAAUUUCUUGUCUUUGAAGAUGAUAAAUUUGAACUCUACCA
Messenger RNA from Arabidopsis arenosa, 1865 nucleotides. NCBI's taxonomy places the organism in Eukaryota, Viridiplantae, Streptophyta, Magnoliopsida, Brassicales, Brassicaceae. The record is from the annotation of a GenBank genome assembly.